AUGUCAUUCAUCUUCACUGGCCAAAAGCUUACUAUUCUACCACUCGUAUACCAAAGUCAAGAAAUCGACAGCACAGAGUGGAUAACCCUCUUUACCCUAUGUCUAGCUCCACUCAUCGCCCAUAUUAUAGCCGGUACACCCUCGCCAGUCUAUCUUCACCAGAGCCAACCACAAUGGCACGAACAGAUCUGCCUCUACAACCCAACGUCGAUCCUCUGGCGGUACGCGGCCAUAGCCGAUAGACGCAUUCGAGCCAAAUCAUGGGAUCGGACUGACCUCGCUCCUACCAAUGCCAUCUUUUGGACUAAUCGAGGCUGGGAUGGUUCUGAGGCUAUCAUUGCAAGCAGCGCGGCGUAUUGUUAUCACUUCCCCAAUAACACGAGGAUUUCGGUCUUUUCCAAAGAAAUGAUUACUACCAUCAUUGUCACUUCGCAGGGAAUCCAAGCCAUGGUACUCCUUCUUGGUGCACUUGAUAAGAAUAAAUAUUCUGGAUUUACAAAAUGGAUGGCGAUCGAUGCGAUAUUCUUCCCACUAGCCAUGAUUGGGCUUCUGAGGCUCUGUUGCGCAUUUUGGCUCAACGACGAUUAUGGUUAUUCGACAGCUCACUCAACGACCCUGGUGCCUCCCGUAUUUUACGGACACUCAUCUGGGGACGUUGCAGAGAUGGGCAAAAUAAGUCUCUUGCCGCGAACAGAUUCUAACGAGACAUCGUCGAGCACAUUACUAGAGCGUUCUACAUCAUAUUCACAGCCCCGUUUCAAAACGCCAUCGUCAUCUUGGGGCAGCAAAUUCUUCCGAUCAUUCUUUCUUUUUUUAGUCAUAUGUCUCUUGAUACUCGACACUUUGUACCUGAUCCGCGGCGGGAGGCAUACCACCACGAGCUUUGUUUUCACCAUUUACUACAUGUUCUUUCUCACCAUGACCAUCAUCAUAUUCAUGCCUUACUUCUGGCAGGGAAAGACAACAUCCACCAUCAUACCAUGCAUCACCUCAACGGCUUACAAGAUCUACACCGGCUUUAUUUUCGGCAUCACAGUGGCAACGAUUGUGAUAGCAUGUGUGGAAACCCGGAGGACUCCAUGCGGCAAAUACACGAGCGGUUCGGGCACUGAAGGUGAUCUACGUGCUUGUUGGAGCGAACAUACCGACUAUGUGUCUCUCCAUGUGGAGUACGACACUAAUUCAUCCGGACUUGCUGUCCAUGACUUUUCAAUUGCAAACAAGUUCGCAUUCAUCCCUGUCAACUCUACAAAGCUGCCAGAAGUAGACUUUAAGGGGACAUGCUUUGGAAAAGCACUUUCGAACGAGUAA
Messenger RNA from Fusarium pseudograminearum CS3096, 1311 nucleotides. RefSeq lists its product as uncharacterized. NCBI's taxonomy places the organism in Eukaryota, Fungi, Ascomycota, Sordariomycetes, Hypocreales, Nectriaceae. The record is from RefSeq and is a predicted model, not a curated record. The transcript has a single exon. Bases 1 to 1311 code for a protein of 436 amino acids.